AUUCCCAUAGCUGCCACAUGGUAGGGACCAGAGGAGACUCUCCGGCUGCCUGUCCGUCUCCUGCUUCAGUUUGCAGACUUCACUGCUGCUGCUUUGUUGUGUCGAGCCGGAGGUCACUCAGUCCGCUCACAGCGCGCACAGGACCCGCAGAAGACCCGCACUGCUCUCCACUUCUCUCCGCAGUUUAACGCAAAAAAACCAACAUCCAGCAUCAUGGGGAAAGGCUGCCUGACAGCGACCAAGUACUUCCUGUUCCUCUUCAACCUCAUCUUCUUUCUGUGCGGGGCCGUCAUCAUGGGCUUCGGACUGUGGCUCCUGCUGGACAAUCAGAGCUUCAUCGUCGUCCUGAGUAACUCCACGACUGUAAAGUUGGCAUGCUACAUCCUGAUUGGAGUCGGGGCUUUCUCCAUGCUCAUGGGCUUCCUCGGCUGCUUGGGGGCCAUUUAUGAGAUCCGCUGUCUGCUCGGCCUGUACUUCACCUGCCUCGUGCUGAUCCUCAUCGCUCAGGUCGCAGCCGGCACGCUUAUCUACUUCCAGAAGGAUGUGUUAAACGAAGAGAUGGCCAAGAUCGUCAUCAAGGUGCUGGACGGUUACCGCGGCAACAACUCGACCACGGAGCAGGCCUGGGACUUCAUCCAGAGGAAUAUGGAUUGCUGUGGCUGGACCGGCUAUCUAGACUGGAACGGCAACAUGGUGAUCGUCAACAGCUCCCAGCUGCUGUUUCCCUGCUCCUGCCAGAAGAUCUUGCUCAUCAACGGAAACUUCUCCGACAGCGGAUUCUGUGAGGCUCAGACGUCCGACUGGCCCGUUUACGAUGCGGGUUGUUCCACCAGCGUGGAGAGCUGGCUCCUCACCAACUUCGGGGUCGUCCUGGGUAUCUGCCUCGGAGUGGCUCUGAUUGAGCUGCUGGGGAUGAUCUUGUCCAUCUGCUUGUGCAGGAACAUUCACACAGAAGAAUACACCAAAGUGCCAAAGUACUAAAGAAGCUCGGUGGAGGAAGUUAACUGGUUGAACUGAACAGAAACACAGAAAUAGCAUUUUUGUUUCCCUUCCCUGUAUUUCAUCAAACGUUUUGUCCAAAUGUAAUAUAAUUAGUCUUUGCUUCAUAUUCAGUUAGAUUCUUCUUCUUCUUCGGGCACUUCUGUCUUUUGUUUUUGUCAGCCCAGUUUUUCUUUGGAGCACUUUAGAGACUUUUUGCAUCAGAGAGCCGUGCUGAAAACGUUUUUGAUUAAAUUUAUUUUAGAGGAACUUGUUGGAGUUUGGAGUAAGAAAUGACGGAUGAGGCUGCCUGUACAUCCUCUCAGAUUACAGCGUCGCUGGGUUCUCUGUAAGUUAUCGCGUCAUGGUUUUAGUUUUCCCUCAAAAAUCUGAAGAGAAAUCACGUUGAUUGUCUGACGACAGAAUUCAAAGCUCACGUUUGAGAGACGACUGGAAAAUCCACCUCGUGUGUUUUGUUUGUUUUUAUUUUUAUACACCAGCGUUUUGAGUUAUUGUGAAAUGUUUUUAGUACUUUGUAUAUAAUUUUAGUAAUUUGUGUGAAUUUGAAUCCCAAAAAUUCUGCCAGGGCUUUCUUUAGCAGCUGGUUUUAAAGAGUCAGCGGUUUGCUUUGCUUUUUUCAUGUUUGCUUGAUUUUGUUCUGGAAAUAAUAGAAAUAAUGAGGUACUAAAGAGGAAGAUUUAUGAUGCUUGUCACUCCCAGUUUACAAUUGUCUUUGACGACAAGCAAAAAGUUUUUUUUAGUUCUUUUUUUUUAAGGUAGCUUUUAGUUUAUAUUUUACCCACUUUUUAAUGAAAAACAGUUUGAGGAGUGAAAUGUUUCUUUUAACCAUUUUUGAAGUAUGUGAACUUUAAAAUAUGAGGAAAAGGGGACAAUUAUGUUGGAGCAGAAGAAGUAUUUUUGGGGAGAGUUCCAUCUUGGAAAUUUGUUUAUACAGAAAAAUUCAUUUAUGUACAAUUUUUAACUUUCAGCCAAGAUGUUAUGGUGUUUUUAUAAUGUACAAAUCCAACUUCCUGUUUUCUUUUUAUGUACAGUCUGUAGGAAAAACAUCCCAUUAACCCUUAUAAUAGUUACUAAAACAGAGAGGGUACGUAUGCUUGUAACUAGAUGGACUUCUGGUAGCUGGAUUAGUACUCACAACAUUCAUUCUUUCAAUAAACUGAUUACAGUA
Anarrhichthys ocellatus (wolf-eel) is the source of this 2167-nucleotide messenger RNA. RefSeq names its product CD82 antigen-like. The transcript is spliced from 9 exons. Bases 214 to 981 code for a protein of 255 amino acids. Gene Ontology annotation, cellular component: plasma membrane. Lineage: Eukaryota; Metazoa; Chordata; Actinopteri; Perciformes; Anarhichadidae. The record is from RefSeq and is a predicted model, not a curated record.